UAUUACCAUUCGUUUGCUUGCUUGCAGAGGGACGACACGAGCCUGCUCGCUCAGUUUUUCUACGCGGACGAGGCUCUGAACGCGGUCGCCUGCGAGUUGGACUCGUUCGACGGCCGCCAAGAGCCGGAACGAUGCACCACCCUGGUGAAUCAGCUGCGCCACUGUCAGGACAAGGUGUUGACGAUAUGCAGCCAGAUAAUGGACGAGCUUAUACCAGAGAGCAGGGCGAACCGGGACUUCAGGGUGAAGUUCCCUGACGACGUGAUGCAGGAGAAUCUGGCGGGGCAGCUGUGGUUCGGCGCCGAGUGCCUCGCGGCUGGAUCCUCGAUCAUGAACAGGGAAGCUGAGAGUUCGGCCAUGAGGCCGCUGGCCAGGGCAUUGACCAAGUCGUUGGACAUCGUUAGGAAUUUGCUCAGAGAACACGCGCUGAAAGGCCACCUCAAUCUGAAGGUAUCUAUCGCACGUGCUCAUGAUCACCUGGUUCUUAUAUCUAUUAUACUUUGAUUGAUAGAUA
Messenger RNA from Heterotrigona itama, 514 nucleotides. Lineage: Eukaryota; Metazoa; Arthropoda; Insecta; Hymenoptera; Apidae. The record is from the annotation of a GenBank genome assembly.